Ectocarpus siliculosus is the source of this 2736-nucleotide messenger RNA. The record is from the annotation of a GenBank genome assembly. Lineage: Eukaryota; Phaeophyceae; Ectocarpales; Ectocarpaceae.
AUGACUGACACAGGAGUAGCCGCAGCGAAGCCGGUAGACGAUGGAAAGGAGCAAGCGGUCAUGACGAGGGUUGGGAGGCGCUCCGACUUUGGUUGGGAGGACCGUGGGUGGAAGUUCACCUUGGAGGAGCUGGAAAAUCCCCCCUUCGUCAAGAAGAGCAGCAGGAUGGGAUGCGGCCAAGUCGACCCCCUCUGGCGGGCGAAACAACUCCGUUACGACAAAGAGCACCGCGCGCAGGCGCACAAGCUCAUGUUGGAGAUCUGCAAGCGGCUGAAAACGAAGGCGGUGGUGAUAGCUGGGGCGAUGACAAUCUACCAGCGCUUCCUCGCACUAGUAUCCUUCACGGACAUCAACUUACAUGACACGGUGGCGGCGUCAGUCUUGCUGGCCAGCAAGGUGGAGGACUUCAAAAUCCACAUCAAGGACGUCCUCAUCGUCACAAACAAAGUCGCCAACUAUGCCAUCAUCGGGCGCUCGGACCCCUCGGAAGCGUACAAAAGAUUCAAAACCCGGGUGGUCAAAGUCGAGAACAAGAUUAUGAGUGCACUGGGGUUCGACUUCUUGAUCGAGCACGCCUACCCGCACGCCAACGACCUGAUCCUGCACUUUCAAAGAAUGGGCUGGGUACGGGAAAACAUGGGGGCCUUGAUCUCCAAGGGCUGCUGCCACCUGCUAAGUCAGAGUUUGAAGUGGACGAUGUGCCUCGAGUACCCCCCGACCUUCCGCGCGAGGCUAGCGACGUACCUAUCCCUGCUUGUCAACAACGUUCCGCCGCCACAGUCGGGCGAGUGGACGGAGGUUCUGCAGUUCAAGGACCCCGGCCAACUCGAGCGAGCGACGGAAGAAUGGCUGGAAACCUUGGACAACGACACAGGCAAAUCGGGCACCAAGAUCACUCGGCACCGCGUGACGAAGGCAUUAGCUAAGCAGAGAGACGACGCACAACGGAGAAAGAGGAUAGCUUCGGCGCUAGGCCGACCCUCGAUGACGACGAACAAGACGGUUGAUGGACGGCGGCCGUCGAUGCCUCCACCGCCGCCGCCGAAGGUAUUGCUAUUGCACAGUCGUGGGGCUACUGGCGGUGGUUUGACGUGCGGCAAGGUCUCGACCAAGGAUGGUUCUUCAUGCAAGGGCCAGCAGCGCGCAUCGUACUCGAGCAAACCACCCACGCACGCAUCGACUAGCAAGAGAAAACGAAUGGAGGCUGGCGCUGGCACUGCGAGCAACACCGCGGAGAAGCGACCUCGUCCGCGACCACCACUGCCCCGGGGGGUGCUCCCGAACAACGCUAGGUCGAGCUCAUCUUGGACUUCGAAGUCCGGACCGCCUGCUACCACGACCCAGCCGAAGGCGUGUACACCCCGGCCGCCAAGCACGCUCAAGCCCCGCCUGCCCAACACACCUAAGCCCCGCCCGCCGAACACGCCUAAGCCCCGCCCGCCGAACACACCUAAGCCCCGCCCGCCCACCACACCCCGGCCGCCAAACAUGCCCAAGCCACUGGGGAGGUCUACGCCGCUGCCACCCAACACGCCCAAGCCGAAGAAGUCGUUCACCCCCCCGCCCCCAAACGCCCCCAAGCUACCGGUGACUCUCGCAGCUAGGCCACCAAGCACGCACAAGCCCCGGCCACCCACCACGCCAAAGCCCCGGCAACCAAGCACGCCUAACCUGGUCAAGAAGCCAGCACCCCGGCCGCCGACCACCCCCAAGCCGCUUCAGACGUCUACACCCCUGCCGGUAACCACGACCAUCGGUCUGGAGUCGCUCACACCCCGACUGCCAUGCACGCCUAACCUGGUCAAGAAGCCAACGCCCCGGCCGCCGACCACCCCCAAGCCGCUUCAGACGUCUAAACCCCUGACGGUAUCCACGAUCAAGGGUCUGGAAUCGCUCACACACCGACCGCCGAGCACCCCCAAGCCGAUAAGGAUGCCCAUCACACCCCCGCCGCCAUGCACGCCGAAGUCACUGACGUCGUCUGCGCCCCUGCCGGUAAGCACGCUAAUGCUCCCGGUGACUCCUACACCCCGAACACCAAGCGCCCCCGAGCCGAAGUCUGAGCCCACAUCCUGCACAUGGCCGAAGCCGCCCUCGAUGCCUAAGGGGACCAACUCUGUGGCCCCGGCCGGCUCUUCUCGCCUUCCCUCCUACGGCAAAGCACCAAGGUCACCCUCGACGGCCCGCCCAAGCCCCCUCGCCAAAGCCCCACCGGCGACGAAGCCGAGACCUCUGCCAUGCCCGAGCCUCCCGUCGAAGACUCACCUUAGCCGACCCGACAGCAUUGGUGCCUCUGCGUUGACGAAGACUGGCCGCGCUCAAGACUCUGCCGAUGGCAGGCAGCAGUGCAACGGCGGGAGCAGUCAGAUGGCUUUCAAAGCGAAGGAGGAUGCAUGCAUGGAAUCUAACUGUGACGCUGAUUCGAUACGAGGCGGUGGUCUCGACGGCAAGGCCAUGGAUAGAAGGGAGUCCGGGAUAUUGGCACAGGAUGGUCGCGACAACAGGAAGCGGUCCCGUGACGAAAUUACGGAGGAUACCUCGGCCGCAACGCAGGGUAGCGGGGGCAAGAGACCUAAGACAGGCAGCGACUCGGAGGGUGCAUCAGGUUCCGAAGGUGAUUCGACGUCAACUUCAUCUCCUGGGAAGGCGGACGGCACAGACGAUGACGAGAUUGAGGAGGGAGAAAUUGUCGAGAUGCCUAGUCGGCCGGUGUUCGAGCGAGCAUGCGCUGCUUAG